CUUCUUCGGUAUUUCUAUUUUAUCGCCUUCCUAUUUCUUCAAUCCAAAAGAAUUUGGGCCUAAAUGUAAUUAAUUCAAAGAUUGAAAAAGCGUUUGGUUUUCUAGUUUUACUGUUCAAAACCUGAUCAAAAUCCCAAAAUGCGUUUGGUUUUUGCAGUAUUGUUGAAGCCAAUUGGGAUUUUGAGUUUUGCAGUAGGGUUGGAGAUGCCCUAACUUCAAAAAUCUUCUACUUGUCCUCUAUCUGGUUCGAUCCACUACACGGAAGACGAGAAUUUGAAGGAACAGUUCAAGUUUGUGCGAUAUUGUUGCUCAGCGCGGUUCGUUCGAUCCGCAAAAGAUUUCUAGCAGUAACUUGUAUUGCAAAAUCAUUCGAGGUCGGGAUUUUUGUGAAGGAUGGCCAAGGAUGAAUCACUGACAGUGAAGGAUGCAGUUCAUAAGCUUCAACUCUUCCUUCUCGAUGGAAUCAAAGACGACAACCAGCUAUUAGCUGCUGGUUCAGUGAUAUCCCGAGAUGAUUACAACGAUGUAGUCACCGAGCGCACGAUAGCUGAAAUGUGCGGUUACCCGCUCUGCGCCAACCCAUUGCCAUCCGAGCGGCCGCACAAGGGGCGUUACCGCAUCUCACUCAAGGAGCAUAAAGUCUACGACCUUCAAGAGACAUACAUGUAUUGCUCGAGUAAUUGUUUGAUCAACAGUCGAGCGUUUGCUGCAAAUUUGCAGGAAGAGAGGUCCUCGGCACUGAACCCUGCAAAAUUGAACCGAAUUCUUAAGCUAUUUGAAAGCUUGAGUUCGGAAACUGCGGUGGAUAUGGGCAAGAACGGAGACUUAGGGUUUUCCGAGUUGAAGAUUCAGGAGAAAACAGAUAGGGAAGCAGGGAAUCGAUCUCUGGAGGAGUGGAUUGGUCCGUCAAAUGCGAUUGAUGGCUAUGUGCCACGGAGUGACAAAAACCUGGACUCCCAUCAAUCGCACAACGACAGAAAAGGUGGGAAGCAGGGAAAAGGGCCUAAACAUCGGCUUUCUGAUCCAAAUGCGCAAGACAUUAUGUCCUUUGAAAUGAACUUCACAAGUACUAUUAUUACUCAAGAUGAGUAUAGCGUUUCCAAAGCUGCUCCGACAAUGAGGGCUAACGAAUCAAGAGGGAAAUUGAGAACUAAAACUGUAAAUUGUGACAAAAAGGAAAUUCAACCCCAAAAGUCUGAUAAAUGUAUGAAUGCAAAUGGAGCAGAUGACAAGGGUAAUGUAUCAGAGGAUAAUUCUAGUGCUGGCCGAAGUCAUGAUACCGGGGCUAGUAUUCUGAGGUCCUCUUUAAAGACUUCAGAUUCAAAGAAAUCGAUGCGCUAUGUUACCUGGGCUGACGAGAAGACUGAUUUUGAUGGGCAAAAUCUUGAAGAGUGUCAAGAAUCAAAAGGUGAAAAAGCAGCUCCAGUAACACCUCAGUCAGUGGUUGAGGAAGUCGGUGAGGAGGAGGAGUACAGAUUUUCAUCUGCUGAAGCCUGUGCGGAGGCUCUAAGCCAGGCUGCAGAAGCUGUUGCAUCAGGAAAAUCGGAUGCAUCUGAUGCUGUAUCUGAAGCGGGUGUAAUAAUAUUACCACCUCCUCAUGGAGUGGAUACUGCUAAAUCUGAAGAGAAUGCUGAUAUUAUCGACACAGACCCAGUGCAGUUAAAGUGGCCUCCUAAACCUGGAGUUUUAAGCUCUGAUUUGUUUGAUUCUGAGGAUUCUUGGUAUGAUAGUCCUCCGGAGGGGUUCAACUUGCAAUUGUCACCUUUUUCAACAAUGUUUAUGGCACUCUUUUCCUGGUUAUCAUCGUCCUCUCUAGCAUAUAUAUAUGGAAAGGAAGAGAGUUUCCAUGAGGAAUACAUGUCAGUCAAUGGGAGAGAGUAUCCUCACAAGAUUGUUCUGUCAGAUGGGCGCUCCUCCGAGAUUAAGCAUACUCUUGCUGGCUGCCUUGCUCGGGCCUUGCCCACUCUUGUGACUGAACUCAGGCUUCCUGUACCAGUUUCAACACUUGAGCAAGGACUGGGGCGCUUACUAGAUACAAUGUCUUUUAUCGAUCCAAUUCCUGCAUUUAGGAUGAAACAGUGGCAUGUUAUUGUCUUCUUGUUUCUAGAGGCUCUUUCUAUCAGUAGAAUUCCGUCUCUGACGCAAUACAUGUUGGGUAGAAGAAUUCUACUUCCCAAGGUCCUCGAGGGUGCACAGAUUAGUUCCGAAGAAUUUGAGAUAAUGAAGGAUCUGGUCAUUCCACUCGGCCGAGCACCUCAGUUCUCAACUCAGAGUGGAGGCUAAAUCAAGCAAUCAAAGAGCGUCGUCGCGCAGCAUAUGUUCGGAGCUCUUGUGAAGCAACACGAGUCGUAGACGGGCUGCGACUUCUUCCAUCUUCUAUGAGCUUUGCCUGCCAUUUAGCAAAUGCUUUUCAAGUUUGGUAAAAAAGUUCUGAAAUAUCGAUGAGUUUAUGAGUAUAUGAUAAACCUGAGUUUCAGCUACCAGCGAUUGUUGAAAUGCCUAUACCUAUAUAAUAGGUAGUUUGUGCAAGUCAAAUACAUGGUAUAUACCUGAUUUAUUUUUAAAUUUCUUUUUUCGAUCCUCUGUUUCAUCUUGGAUCCGUGAAAGCUUUUCUGAGUUCUUAAGAUAUUGCGUUGUUGCCAAUUGGCAAUUAGUGGACUUUUUUUUUUAAUUAUUAUUAUUUGUAUUUGUAUGUAUAAAUAAAUGCGAAUGGAAUUUUUAAUAUUUAGCCGAA
Messenger RNA from Salvia miltiorrhiza (redroot sage), 2734 nucleotides. Its product is annotated as putative RNA polymerase II subunit B1 CTD phosphatase RPAP2 homolog. Lineage: Eukaryota; Viridiplantae; Streptophyta; Magnoliopsida; Lamiales; Lamiaceae. Gene Ontology annotation, molecular function: RNA polymerase II CTD heptapeptide repeat phosphatase activity; RNA polymerase core enzyme binding. The transcript is spliced from 6 exons. Gene Ontology annotation, cellular component: cytoplasm; nucleus. Bases 394 to 2283 code for a protein of 629 amino acids. The record is from RefSeq and is a predicted model, not a curated record.